AUGCAGAACGGGGAGGCUUUGAGCCCGCAGGACAAAGCAGCAGGGGCUGAGGCCAUGGAGGAGCAGAAGGCCCAGAACCAGAGCCAGAAUCAGGGGAGUGUGGCGCCUACAGCGCCUCCGCUUCCUCCACCUUCACCACCACCAUCAGGGCCACCAGAAUACCUGAGACCUAAGCUCAUCUUCCACACCCAGCUGGCUCAUGGGAGUCCCACAGGCCGCAUCCACGGAUUCACCAACGUCAAGGAGCUGUAUGCCAAGAUCGCUGAAGUGUUCAACAUCUCGCCCUCAGAGAUCCUGUUCUGCACCCUCAACUCUCAUAAAGUGGACAUGCAGAAGCUACUGGGUGGUCAGAUUGGACUGGAAGACUUCAUCUUCGCUCACGUCAGAGGGGAGACCAAGGAGGUUGAGGUGACGAAGACGGAAGACGCAUUGGGCCUCACUAUCACAGACAAUGGAGCUGGAUAUGCUUUCAUCAAGAGGAUAAAGGAAGGCAGCACUAUAGACCAGCUGAAGACAGUAUGUGUUGGUGACCACAUCGAGGCCAUCAAUGACCAGAGCAUUGUAGGCUGUCGACACUACGAGGUGGCAAAGAUGCUAAAAGAGCAACCAAGAGGCAUCCCCUUCACUCUCCGCCUGGUAGGGCCCAAAAAAGCCUUUGACAUGAUCGGAAUGAGGACGAGAGCGCCAAAAUCUACCGAGGGCAAGAUGGUAAACGGGAGGGAGACGCUGCGUCUUCGCUCCAAGGGUGCUGCUACAGUUCAAGAAGUGCAGAAUGAGUUUGAUGAACGUGCCAUGAAGAAAGUGGACGACCUGCUGGAGAGCUACAUGGGCAUCAGAGAUCUGGAGCUCGCAACCACCAUCGUGGAAGCAGGUAAAGACAAGAAGAACCCUGAUGACUUUGCAGAGGCCUUGGACUCAGUUCUGGGAGAUUUUGCUUUCCCUGAUGUGUUUUUAUUUGAUGUAUGGGGAGCUAUUGGAGAUGUCAAGAAUGGUAAAAUGUAGAGUAAUUUACUGUACACACAACAGCAAGAUAAAGAGAGAGCUGGGGAAAAAAAGGAAUGUGUAGAAGCUUUAACUUGUAAUCACUUUAAUUAAAACCAUGCCAGGGACUGCAAUUAAUUAAACCAUGUCCCUUUGAAUAGUCAAAUUACAAUAAUCUGCCCAUAAACUCUUAAUAUUGUCCUGAAGUUUGACAAAUCUUUACAAUAAACACAAAAUACAGAAAAUUGCAGUGUAGUUUUUAAAUACAUUUGUACUGAAAGACUCAAGGAUGAAAUGAACCUUUAUUAUAUAGGAAUUUAGCUGAUGAUCUUGUUCAGGAAAACAGUAACAGUCAAAUUAGCUAGUUCACAAAAACAAAAUCUCUUUUGAUUAUAGAAAAGAGUAUACAAAAUAUUUGUAUGGUUCCCUUCCUGUAUAGACCAUUAUGUAAAGGAUAUGCUAACAAUCUGUCAGGAAACACAAGGGGACAAUCAGCAAGCCAUCUAGGAAUCAAGGAAGUUAGAUAAGCUACGUAAACCUGUUUCCUCUGGAAAAACAGGGGAAGGAACAAGGAGACAUUUUUGGGUCAUCCCAAAGUCUGAAUGUAUUGGUCUACUUUUCCGUUACCAAUAAUCUAUGCAAGCUAGUGUAAGUUAUAAUAUGUUUGCACAGGUUGCAUUAUAUUUAUAUAGAACUGGUUUACUCUUUUCAAUUACCAACUGUCCCCAGUGCAAUUAAAACUUCAAAAAAGAAAUUGCAAUUUAAAUAUUCUAAGUGACUGAUAUGACCUAUCUGUUUUAAGACAAAUUUGUCAUCUGAAAAUGUAAUCAUAUGAUAAUUAAUAUCACAGGGAUAUUCUCCAGAUGUAUGGCCCUGCUCUGCAAAUCACAUUUUCAUACAUUAUCAUUACUGUCAAACAGGAACCAAGCCCAAAAUUCCCAUGACAAAACAAAAAAAGAAGACAAACAAAGCUAUCUUGUGUGCAUACAAACCAUUUCCUUGGGGUUCCCUGCAGCGAUUGUUGCCUGAACGAAAUGAAGGUCUUUGUGCCCCACUAAUAUUAAAAUACCUUUGUAUCACAUAUUCACUUGCUUCCCGCUUUUGCUAUAAGUUCACAGGAAAUGUUUCUGGUUUGAUUCAAAGAGAGAAUGUAAAUAUACUUGACCAGUUUGUUGCCGUCUUUAUACUUCAGUACCACUUAGUUUAAAUGUGCUGCUCUCUCUGUCUGUCUCUGCAUUGGAGAGUAUUUACUGUAAAAUAAACCAAAACAAAAAAGAAACAUCAAACUACAGGUUGGAAUUUAAAAGUUUCAUGUUUUCUGGCUUAUCAAACAAUUUAAACAAAGUAUUAAAGUCAUAUUUGUUGCAUACAUGUAAGCAAGUAAACACUGAACUGCCAAAUUUCAAAAUGCAGUUUGACUCGACUUCAUUCAUUCUGGCUACACUGUUUCAGCUACAUUAGUAUUUGUCUAAUAGCGAUGUUUUCUUUUAACUCUUUGUAUAUGAUUGCACCUCUUAAUGAAGACCUGAAAAUGUAUGGCACAUUUCACAUGUUUAAAUUGUUAGUAAAAUGGUUGAAA
Perca flavescens (yellow perch) is the source of this 2560-nucleotide messenger RNA. RefSeq names its product GIPC PDZ domain containing family, member 3 (gene gipc3). Gene Ontology annotation, molecular function: protein binding. Bases 1 to 1002 code for a protein of 333 amino acids. The transcript has 6 exons. NCBI's taxonomy places the organism in Eukaryota, Metazoa, Chordata, Actinopteri, Perciformes, Percidae. The record is from RefSeq and is a predicted model, not a curated record.